This is a messenger RNA of Capsella rubella, 2379 nucleotides long. RefSeq names its product serine/threonine-protein kinase BLUS1. The transcript has 19 exons. Lineage: Eukaryota; Viridiplantae; Streptophyta; Magnoliopsida; Brassicales; Brassicaceae. Gene Ontology annotation, molecular function: ATP binding; protein serine/threonine kinase activator activity; protein kinase activity. The coding region runs from base 235 to 1920 and encodes 561 amino acids. The record is from RefSeq and is a predicted model, not a curated record. Gene Ontology annotation, biological process: protein phosphorylation.
AUCUUUUUUUUUAAUGUGAGGCUGCUAGAUUCGAAUCUUUACUUUUUCCUCUCACGAGCUUCUCGUCGGACCUUCUCCUUCUACCUCUUUCUCGUAGCCUCCGACGCUGAAACGAAUCGUUUAAAACUCGUAACUCAACAGACAACAACAAGAAGCAGGUUCCAUUAUCUCGCGCUGUUUUGUUUCGUCCUGAGGUUGUCUUUGUCCUCUCCUGCAUUUUCGGGGAAUUAGAGAAUGGCUGGUUCAUCAUCAUCAUCAUCGAAGAGAUUUCCUCUUUAUGCUAAAGAUUACGAGUUGUUUGAAGAGGUAGGUGAAGGUGUUAGUGCUACUGUGUACAGAGCUCGUUGCAUUGCUCUCAACGAGAUUGUUGCUGUUAAGAUUUUGGAUCUCGAAAAAUGCAGGAACGAUUUGGAAACAAUACGCAAAGAAGUUCAUAUAAUGAACUUGAUUGAUCAUCCGAAUUUAUUGAGAGCACAUUGUUCGUUUAUAGACAGUAGUAGUCUGUGGAUUGUGAUGCCUUAUAUGUCUGGUGGUUCUUGUUUUCAUUUAAUGAAAUCGGUUUUUCCGGAUGGUCUUGAGCAACCUAUUAUUGCUACUCUGUUGAGGGAAGUGCUUAAAGCUCUUGUUUAUCUCCAUCGACAAGGUCAUAUCCACAGAGAUGUUAAGGCUGGGAACAUAUUGAUUCACUCAAGAGGUGUUGUGAAACUUGGAGACUUUGGAGUUUCAGCUUGUAUGUUUGAAAGUGGGGAAAGGAUGCGUCCAAGGAAUACAUUUGUUGGAACUCCUUGUUGGAUGGCACCUGAGGUUAUGCAGCAAGUAGACGGAUAUGAUUUCAAAGCAGACAUAUGGUCGUUUGGCAUAACUGCGCUGGAGCUUGCUCAUGGUCAUGCUCCAUUUUCUAAAUAUCCACCUAUGAAGGUGUUAUUAAUGACUUUACAAAAUGCUCCUCCUCGCCUUGACUAUGAAAGAGAUAAGAAAUUCUCAAAGUCAUUUAGAGAGUUAAUCGCAGCUUGCUUAGUUAAAGAUCCAAAAAAGCGUCCAACCUCAGCAAAACUUCUGAAACACCCUUUCUUCAAACAUGCUCGGUCUACAGAUUAUUUGUCUCGUAAAAUCCUUCAUGGUCUUUCUCCACUUGGUGAACGUUUUCAAAACCUGAAGGAGGCAGAGGCUGAGUUGUUUAAAGGCAUAAAUGGUGACAAAGAACAGUUAUCUCAGCAUGAGUAUAUGCGAGGGAUUAGUGCUUGGAAUUUUGAUCUCGAAGACUUGAGGAGGCAAGCAUCACUUAUUUCAAAUGAUGAAAUGUGCAAUUCAGAGAUUCAGGAACUGAACGAAAAUGGGGAAGUUGAACUUGAUGUACCAAAAAGAAACACAGUGGUACAAAGGUCACAGACUUCUUCAGAAUGUCACUCAGAAAAGGAUAUGAUGAGUGAAAGUGAGAGUCAAUCAACCAGCCCAUUACUUCCGACUCUUGGGGAAGGAACUGAAGAGAAGCUCGUUCCUGAAGAGCCACAUCUACUAGAACCAUUAGCGGAUACAAAGCAAGUGAACAAAGCAGGACAUGAGCCGGAGAAACCAAAAAAUGGCUACACAGUUAGUCCUGUGAACCAAACAUCUUGCGCAGCAACGGAAAUCCUCCCACUGUUACAGAGUCUCCUGGUUCAGAAUGACAUUCAGAGGGCAAAAGUAAUCAGACUAAUUAGAUUAUUUGAUGGAAGUGCAGCAGAAACCGGAAGGAGUCAUAUCCCGAAAGUGGAAGGAGUGCAGAUAUAUCCAUCAAAGGAGAAAGAUCUGCAAUCUCAUGUUCAGUUUUUGGAGCAAAGUGUUGAUAAGCUUGUAGAUGAAGUUCAGAGAAGAAAAGACAUAAAUAGUCAGCUAGAACAACAAAUCAACUCUCUAAUAAACAGCAACAACAUUCCUUAAAGCUUAAUGGAGAGAAGAUGAUUCUUUAAUGUAAUUCAAUAUUUAUAUAUAAUAAUUCGCACAAAUUAACUCUUUUUCAGGUUUUUUACAUAAAUAAAAUCUAUAUUAGUUCAUCCCUCUUAAAUGUCAUAUCAGAGACCAAGAAGCAACGGAAGUGACACAAUAGGCAUAUCGGGGAUUUUUACCAAGUGUCUUUGUAUUACUAAUUGUCAAAUCUGGUUGAUCACAAGCUAACGAGUAAAAAACAAACAAGAAAAGGUAAAAAACAAAGAAAGUGUGUUUUUCAUUACUGCAAUCUAUAUAUCUUCUUCUAUAUACUACUAAUGUGUGAAUGUGUUGUUUCUUGUUGUUUCGAACCUACUCCAUUAUGUCCUCAGCUCCUGUUAAACUUUGGCUACUUGUGGUAAAAUCUGUAAACGUCAAUUUCUUCUCUGCCAAGGACAAAAAAAGUGGGAUCAA